GGUCGCGCUGCUGAGACAAGCACAGCAUCGAGGACCGGCGGCGCGCGCUCACACACACUCCCAAACAAAGAGAAGCACGCGAGGCAGCAGAGCAUCCCACCCUUUCAGCCGCGAGCUCAGUAGCAGAACCGCCCCCCCUACCCCUCUCAGCAGAACCGGCCCGGACCGAAGACACCAUGACGACCAACGGCGCGACUAACGGAACCAGCGACAUGCUGCAGAUCCAGUUCGGUCUCAUCAACUGCGGGAACAAAUACCUCACGGCGGAGACCUUCGGCUUCAAGAUCAACGCCUCCGCCACGAGCAUGAAGAAGAAGCAGAUCUGGACUCUGGAGCAGAGCGGGGACGAGUCCAGCGGGAACGUGUUCCUGCUCAAGUCACAUCUGGGCCGGUACAUCGCCGCCGACAAGGACGGGAACGUCACCGGAGACAGCGAGACCCCGGGGCCGGAGUGCCGGUUCAUCAUCACCGCGCAUGAUGACGGCCGCUGGUCUCUGCAGUCCGAACCGCACGGCCGCUACCUGGGCGGCACCGAGGACCGGAUCAUCUGCUUCGCUCAGACCGCCUCUGUGGCGGAGAAGUGGAGCGUGCACAUCGCCAUGCACCCGCAGGUGAACAUCUUCAGCCUGACGCGUAAGAGGUACGCGCACCUGAGCUCCAAGGUGGACGAGAUUGCCAUCGACCGGGACGUCCCGUGGGGUGUGGACUCCAUGAUCACGCUGGUGUUCCGCGAGCAGCGCUACCACCUGCAGACGUCCGACAACCGCUUCUUGAGGAACGACGGCGCGCUGGUCGCCACCACGGACAAGAGCACGGGCUACACGCUGGAGUUCCGCUCCGGUAAGGUGGCCUUCAGGGACUGCAGCGGCCGGUACCUGGCGCCCUCCGGGCCCUCCGGUACCAUGAAGUCCGGCAAGAGCGCGCGCGUGGGCAAAGACGAGCUGUUCGUGCUGGAGCAGAGCCACCCGCAGGUCGUGCUCACCGCGGCCAACGAGAGGAACGUCUCCACCCGGCAAGGCAUGGACCUGUCAGCCAAUCAGGACGAGGAAGGCGACCAGGAGGUGUUCCAGGUGGAGAUUUGCCGCGAAAACAGGAAGUGCGCGUUUCGGACGGCUGCUGGGAAAUACUGGACCCUCACUGCUAACGGCGGCCUGCAGUGCACCGCCUCCACCAAGUCAGCUAAUUGCUACUUUGACAUCGAGUGGCGUGGGAAGAGGCUGACUCUCCGGGCUGCUAACGGGAAAUAUGUUGCCGCCAAGAAAAACGGCCAGCUAGCAGCCACCAUCGACUCUGCAGGUGAGUCUGAGGAGUUCAUCAUGAAACUGAUCAACCGUCCGAUCAUCGUGCUACGUGGGGAACACGGCUUCAUCGGCUGCAGGAAGGUGACGGGGACGCUGGACUCCAACCGCUCCUCCUACGACUACUUCACUCUGGAGUUCAGAGAUGGAGCGUACAGCCUGCAAGACUCUACUGGUAAAUACUGGAUGGUGGGCAACGAGCAGUCGGUGGUGAGCAGCAGCGACACGCCCGUCGACUUCCUCUUCGAGUUCUGCGACUACAACAAGCUAGCCGUCCGCCACGCCGCCGACAACAAAUACCUCCGCGGCGACCACGCCGGCGUGCUGAAGGCCAACGCCGACGACCUGGAGACCGCCACGCUCUGGGAGUACUGAGGGGGGAAUGCGGCGACGCCAGCGGGGGAUGCGGCCGCCCACUGCUGCGAUGCUGGAGAAUGAAAUGAAGUGCGGCGAUGCAGCACGACAGCACUACCCAUCCAUACAUCUACCUGUCCACAACCCCACCCCCCAUCCCCUCCC
Amphiprion ocellaris (clown anemonefish) is the source of this 1817-nucleotide messenger RNA. RefSeq names its product fascin actin-bundling protein 1a (gene fscn1a). NCBI's taxonomy places the organism in Eukaryota, Metazoa, Chordata, Actinopteri, Pomacentridae. The record is from RefSeq and is a predicted model, not a curated record. The transcript has 5 exons. Gene Ontology annotation, molecular function: protein-macromolecule adaptor activity; actin filament binding. The coding region runs from base 177 to 1673 and encodes 498 amino acids. Gene Ontology annotation, biological process: cell migration; establishment or maintenance of cell polarity; actin filament bundle assembly. Gene Ontology annotation, cellular component: lamellipodium; actin cytoskeleton; cell projection membrane.